This is a messenger RNA of Zingiber officinale, 655 nucleotides long. RefSeq names its product heavy metal-associated isoprenylated plant protein 43-like. Gene Ontology annotation, molecular function: metal ion binding. The coding region runs from base 129 to 503 and encodes 124 amino acids. NCBI's taxonomy places the organism in Eukaryota, Viridiplantae, Streptophyta, Magnoliopsida, Zingiberales, Zingiberaceae. The transcript has 2 exons. The record is from RefSeq and is a predicted model, not a curated record.
UUGUUGUGACUUUAUCGUCAGCUCAUGGCCCCUCAAUCACGCAAGCAUUCGCACGUUAUAAAUAUCAUCCAUUAAUAAUCCAUCGAGGAAUAGAUUAGGAGGCGGCAAUUAAUACUUUCCCAGAAAUUAUGUCAGCCAAGAAGAUCGUGUUGAAGGUGAGCAUCAUGUGCAACAAGUGCGCAGUGUACGUGAUGAGCACCAUCGCCAAGUUCGACGGCAUCACGUCGGUGGUGUUGGACAAGGACAAGAGCACUGUCACCAUCGUCGGGACCGUCGACGCCGUGCUCGUCGUGAAGGCCCUCAGGAAGGCCAAGAAGCUGGCGGAGAUCGUCACGGUGGGGCAGCCAGACAAGCCGGCGGAUGACAAGAAGCCGAGCACCGGGAAGAAGCCGGACGAUGCCGAGGAGAAGCCAGAGCUAUGCAAAGAUCUGCCGCCGUACUGCAAGGUCUGCACUUACGUGGUGUAUGAUGAUUACCAGCCAAAUCUAUGCAUCAUUAUCUAAUUGUAUAAAUGCGAUAAGGGAUUAAUUCUCGACGGAUUCCCAUGUUAUGUUUUCGGGAAAAAAAAAUCCUUCCACCCCUAAUUAACUUAGCGAUCAACUAUAAGCUUACUCUGAGUUUUAUCUCCUUUUACAUAAUUUGAGAACGGACUGUA